UUGAAUAGCCGUGUUGGAGCGUGUGGGAUGCGGUCGGCGGUUGUUGAAUGGAGAUUUGAGUCGCGGUGCCGUGCAAUCUCAUUUGCUUCUUUUCAACUGUACCAAUAGAGAUCGUCGUGCUCAGGCCCCAUGACAUCGUUCGGCGAGGGGAAGUUUGAUUUCCGUACAAGAAAUUAGAAGUUCCAAUGUGGAAGCAGCUGGAAAUGGGGUUUCGGGCAUUCGUCUCGUUUGCAGCCAGGCUAUGGGGAAUUAUAUGCUACAUGUUCAGGAAACAAGCCAGAGCAAUCAUGCAGCACCAGGCUGUCCGAUAUGAAAUGUGCCCACUGUCACCACUGUCCAGACACAGAAUCAGUCUGGUGCAGCGCAAGACGCUGGUGCUGGACCUGGACGAGACGCUGAUCCACUCGCACCAUGACGGCGUGCUGCGCCAGACGGUGAAGCCCGGCACGCCGGCCGACUUCAUAUUCCGGGUCACCAUCGACCGGCACCCGGUGCGCUUCUUCGUCCACAAGCGGCCGCACGUCGAUUUCUUCCUUCAAGUGACGUCGCAGUGGUACGACCUGGUGGUGUUCACGGCCAGCAUGGAGAUAUACGGCGCGGCCGUGGUGGAGCGGCUGGACAACGGGCGCGGAAUCCUGCCGCGCCGCUACUACCGGCAGCACUGCACGCUCGAGUACGGCAGCUACACCAAGGACCUGUCGGCUAUCUCGCCCGACAUAUCGGGCGUCUUCAUACUGGACAACUCGCCCGGCGCCUACCGCGCCUAUCCAGACAACGCCAUCCCCAUCAAGUCGUGGUUCAGCGACCCGACGGACACGUGUCUGCUGAACCUGCUGCCGGUGCUGGACGCGCUGCGGUUCUGCGCCGACGUGCGCUCGGUGCUCUCCAGAAACAUGCAUCUAACCCGGACGUGGUAGUACUGCAUGCGGUCCAGGCAUCAUCCGUAGACAUCAAAACUGAUAUUCUCAUUGUUGCGGUGUGUCGGCGGCGCUGGCGGUCCACCACGCGGGGCGUUCGUUCCUCCGUCCCGAGGAGCCCACUGCGUAUCCACCGGCGCGGCCGCCGCCCUCCGCCGGAGGGGAGCCGCCGUCGCGACAGGCGGCGCCGCGCCGGACCGUUCGGACAGAGUGGGACGCGCUC
Molecule: messenger RNA, 1140 nt
Organism: Pollicipes pollicipes
Lineage: Eukaryota; Metazoa; Arthropoda; Thecostraca; Pollicipedomorpha; Pollicipedidae
Gene: Dd
Product: CTD nuclear envelope phosphatase 1-like protein dullard
Exons: 6
Coding region: 186-917 (243 amino acids)
Molecular function (GO): phosphatase activity
Source: RefSeq, a predicted model, not a curated record